Messenger RNA from Lytechinus pictus (painted urchin), 6297 nucleotides. RefSeq names its product MAM and LDL-receptor class A domain-containing protein 1-like. The record is from RefSeq and is a predicted model, not a curated record. Gene Ontology annotation, cellular component: membrane. Gene Ontology annotation, molecular function: protein binding. NCBI's taxonomy places the organism in Eukaryota, Metazoa, Echinodermata, Echinoidea, Temnopleuroida, Toxopneustidae. The coding region runs from base 1 to 6297 and encodes 2098 amino acids. The transcript has 40 exons.
AUGCAGAUCAAAGCUGAGGCGGUAUUGGGCUACUACAGCUAUGGAGACAUUGCAUUGGAUGAUUUCAGCCCUGAGAGCGAUACGUGCGAUUAUAUGCCUUUGGCUGCCAAUCCUAUCAAUCAAGAUACUGUUACUUGUGACUUUGACUCUAACUGGUGUGGAUGGAGGAACAUGCCAGAUGAUAAUCUUGACUGGUACAGACAAAACUUUCGGACCCCGACAACUGAUACAGGGCCUGAUUAUGAUCAUACCCAAAAUUCACAGCUUGGUUUUUUCCUGUAUUUCGAGGCGUCACCUGGAUCUCAGGGGUACAAUGCAAAGCUACAGUCUGUACCUAUCACUACUACACCUAACGGAGCAUGCUUUAAAUUCUGGCUUCACAUGUAUGGACAAUCGAUGGGCGAAUUGGAGGUCUCAUCUGUUGGCAUCGAUGGAAAUCAACAAGAAUCUUUGUGGAAGCAAUCUGGAACACUCCAAAAUAAAUGGGUUUACAGACAAAUAAAUAUUGUGGCUGACUAUCAUUAUCAGAUCAUCUUCAAUGCAGUUCGUGGAGUUUCCUACUGGGGUGAUAUUGCCAUAGAUGAUAUUUUCCUCGACCUAACUUCAAGCUGUCCAGUGUUGAAGGAAUGUAGCUUCGAGACGGACUUCUGUGGUUGGUCUCAAGAGAAGAUUCAAGAUGAUUUUGAUUGGUCUCGGAGUCGUGGCAAAGAUCACACGGACAUCCCAGUUGAUAAUACUGUUGGGGUAGAUACGGGUUACUACGCCUGGGUGGAUACAACUACCAACCCAGUGGAUGGACAAAGCGCUAUUCUUUUUAGCCCUACAUACACACUCACAUCGAUACCACAUUGCGUUCGAUUUUACUUUUACCACGACGGGGUCGGCGCACUCACCAUCCACUCCCGCGAGUCUGGCAGAUACUCUGAUCCGCUCUGGGAAGCGCCCCCUAUCGGCUACAAGGGGUGGAGGUUUGGAAGUAGUAGUGUGACAGACAAACAUAGUUUUGAGGCUGCUUUUAAAGGGACUGUCGGUUCUACCCCAGGAUCCCUGAUGGCUAUUGAUGACGUCAGAAUCGACGUAGGAGGAUGCCCAUCACCCGGCUACUGUACGUUUGAAGAGCCUAUCUGUGAUUGGUUCAAUGUAAAUGAAAUAGAUAAGAUUGAUUGGGUUCUGAUCAGCGGUCGGACAUCUAGCGGGGGGACGGGCCCGACGAACGAUCACACAACCGGAAACGUUUUAGGUCAUUAUUUGUACAUUGAGGCGUCGAAUUCGCAAGACAAAUAUAAUGCUAUUCUUCAAUCUGUUGACUUCUCACCGAGAAUCGAAGGCUGCUUCUCAUUCUAUUAUCACAUGUAUGGAUUAGAAAUUGGAACGCUUAACGUACACCUGCAGGAACUUCAGACCGGUGCAGAAAGCAAGACUAUCUGGACUAAAACGGGAGAACAGGGGAACGCCUGGUUUCUAGCUGAGAUUGAUGUAUCUGUCGGUGUAUAUCAUCUCAUUCAGCUUGAAGGCAUUGAUAGUGUUGGUUAUAGAGGGGAUAUAGCAUUAGAUGAUAUUAAAUACACCGAGCACAACUGCAAAUAUGUCCCACCUCCUACCCCUACCCCGACCAAAGCCGUUACCUCUGCACCCCUCCAAUGGGAUUGUAGCUUCGAGGGAGGAACACUCUGCUCGUGGACGCAGGGAAAGAACGAUGAUUUUGAUUGGUCCAUUCAAACUGGGAGUACACCAACGGUUGGGACAGGUCCCCCUGCGGACCACACGACUCAAACUAAGCAAGGUUUCUAUAUUGUGAUUGAUGCAAGCUCUACCAAUAGCAAUGAUGCUGCCCGUAUCUAUAGCAACGCUCUCCAGGCUGGUACCCCAAUGUGUAUGACUUUCUGGUUUCACAUGUAUGGCGCUCAUGUUGGUCAACUCAAUGUCGGAUAUGGAAACACAGAUGGCAAUACAGAAGGCUCAGUUGUGUGGACUAAAUCAGGCGACCAAGGGUAUAACUGGAUGGUUGGACACGUGGCCCUCUUUACCGACAUUAACAACCCUAAGAUUUACCUAGAAGGCACAGCUGGAGACGGUUACCAAGGUGAUAUCGCUGUGGAUGACAUUAAGUUCAACUAUGGUGACUGUCCUGCCUUAUUAUUCUGUGACUUCCAGGCUGACGAUGCAUGUGGGUAUGCUAAUGAUGACACAGAUGAGCUUGACUGGGUCAGAGACCGUGGAAUGUCAUCACCUAAAUCACUGCCUCAAAAUGAUCAUACAUCCGGCACUCAAGAUGGAUUCUACAUGCGAAUCAUGACAGACCAGCUUUCAGAAGUUGACAAUAGUGGAACCUUGCUGUCAUCCAUAUAUCCCAAUCCUCUGAGCGGCUUCAGGUGCACCGAGUUCUGGUACAUGAUUAGCGAUGACUUUGGAGAGCUGACUGUAGAAGCCUACCAAAUAGAUGCCUUAGGGGCUAUCCUACCAACCGGAGUAUCAACAUCUUUUAAGGAGCCAACAAGUGGUCUUUGGCGGAAAGCUUCAAUAGAAGUGCCAUCCAGCAAUGACAAUGUGUUUACAUUCAAACUGGUUAUUAAGAAGGCUCUCCCAGGUGUCUAUGCUGCUCUUGAUGAUAUCUAUGUCAAAGAUCAACGGUGUACUGGUCAACUAGGAUCAUGUGACUUUGAAAUCGAUACCUGUGAUUGGACGAACACUCAGAAUGCUGAUGAGAUUGAUUGGCUACGACACAGUGGUUCUACAGGUAACCAGGACACGGGACCUCAGUUUGAUCACACGACAGGCUCCCUCUCUGGUUGGUAUAUGUACAUUGAUUCUGCUCUAGGUUCCCAUGGGACCAGAGCUAGACUGGAGUCUUCCAGCAUAGAUCCUCAAGAGGACUUUGUCUGCUUCAGCCUCUGGUAUCAUAUGAAAUGCCCCAGCAGCAAUAACAAGCUAACAGUUGCCUGGGAAACCGCAUAUCAGACGAACAUAAUCUGGUCUUUCACUGGCGAGGCUGAUGGUUGGAACUUAAGACUACUCACAUUCAGUGUUGGAAAGCAGUAUAGAAUGAUGAUAGAGGGAGUGCAUGGAGAUGCGGCUGCAUGUGACAUUGCCAUUGAUGACCUGUAUCUAUUUAAUGGUGCUUGUAGUGCUGAUACCACCCCUCCACCACCAUUCACCUGCCUAACAGGAGAUGAGAAGGUGGAUGCGAGUAAGGUCUGUGACAUGAGAAUGGAUUGUACCGAUGGGUCUGAUGAAACCAAUUGCGGCACCUGCUUCUUUGACGAUGACCAGUGCGGAUACACCAGCAACCUCACAGGGCUGUUGCCAUGGAUACGCCAGGGAGCCGGUGUUCCAGCCACCCCUCCUCCCAAUCUUCCCCUACCGCCUUUAGCUCCCAAUUCUACCUUCAUGGUGGUAGACAGGACGGCAGACCAGGUCGCCGGAGCGGACUAUCCUCGAUUGGUGAGCCCUUGGAUACAGGAGACAGGUUCUAGCUGCUUUGUUCGCUUUUGGUAUUACCUCGAUGGUGCAGAUGAUAUCAUUGUGACCUACAAGACAUCACCAGCAGAAGAGACCGUCAUGUAUAGAGCUGCUAUUCCAAUGUCUGGUAACUGGGAACAAGCGAUCUUUACUGUUCAGAGAAUAAGAAGACCAUUCCAAAUGAAUUUCCUUGGAAUGCUUGACUAUGCUUCUGAUAGAGGUGUCAUAGCCGUCAGUUCCGUUGAGAUGAUCAUGUGUGGAUUCCCAGAACCAAAGACGUCCUGUGAUGAGGGACAGUUUAGAUGUUCCAAUAGAGCCUGUAUCAGCAUGAAUCUGGUUUGUGACUACUCUGAUGACUGUGGUGACUAUUCAGAUGAGCUCCAAUGUGACCCUGACACGUACUCAGGCCGAUGUAACUUUGAAUCUGGUAUGUGCUCAUACACAAACAUCCCUGCUGACUACAACUGGGUGAGGACAUCAGGAGCUCUUGACAUGGGAGUGAAGUAUGCCCCUACACGUGACCACACCCUUAAUGAAGUUGGGGGUUAUUACAUGCUUGCUGAUGCUAAAGGUACAGGAACAGGAGAUGUUGCCAGGAUCGCAUCGCCAAUCUUCCGACCAACUGGUCAGACCUCUACAUGUAUGAUAUCAAUGUUCAUCUUCCAACAUGGCCCUGAUAUUGGUACCCUCAAUGUUUACACAAGGACAUCAGUCGGAGGUCCUCUUACUCUCCUUAUUAGUCUGACCAACUUUGAUGUGGAUAGCUUUGCUCGUUACAAUCGGAUCAUAUCAGUACAGGACACAUUCCAGGUGAUAAUAGAGGCAGUCACUGGUAAGGGACCAGAUGGAGUCAUUGCGAUCGACGACAUCUCGUUCUCGAACUGUGACCUCUCAAACGACGCACUUCCCCCAGGCACCACACUUGCUCCGCCAACCACCCCUAUCCCCUGUCCUAUACCCUCUGAUUAUCAAUGCGGUGAUGGUCAGUGUAUCCCCCAGGAUCAAGUCUGUGAUUUCAUCGUACAGUGUAGCAAUGGACGAGAUGAGCAAAACUGUGGUGCAUGUGAGUUUGAUGAUUAUGGAUACUGUGGAUCGCUUGUGUUAAGCUGGAUACCUAUGAAGGCUGGGAAUGACCCAGACACACUUCCUACUGAUCACAAUAAUAAUUUGACAGCCCCAGGAUUCUACCUCCAUGGUCAUUUUGGUCUAAACAGCUUGACCACUGCUCCUAUUGGACCAACUGGUGCUUUGUGUCAUGUCCAGUUUUAUUACUACAUGACCUCCAAUCAACCUUUCACUAUCUUCAUCAAGAAUGGGCCUCAGAUAUACGGAACAAAUGGAAAGGAAUCCUUAGGAACAUGGGUGUUGGGAACAGCCUUUAUUGGAAUGUUCCAGGAGAAGGUUCAGAUCACAUUUGAGCAUCUCAAUCUGGAUAAUCCAGAUAACCCUGACUUUACAGCUCUGACCGUGGGCUUGGAUGGCAUCAGCUUUUUCAGUUGCCUUGGUGAUUCGAAUGUAUCACCAGAUAUCAGCUGUACGUUUGAAGAUGGUAUGUGUGGGUAUAUUCAAGGGAAGAGCCCAGAUGAGGAUGAUUUUGAUUGGCUGAGAGGAACCGGAGAGACCUCAUCGGAUACAACCGGACCAAGGUUUGAUCAUACUACCGGCUCAGGGUAUUACAUGUACAUUGAGGCAGACGGACAAGCCGAUGGCGACAAAGCGAUUCUAAAAUCUCAUCUUCAGCGGCCAACCGGUGACGAUGGGGUUUGCCUGACGUGGUACUAUCACAUGUAUGGACCGGAUGUUGAUAAGUUUAAUGUCUACAUUCAGCAAGAUGGGACGAUGAUACCAAUCUUCAAACGUCAAGGGACGCAAGGAAACCAGUGGAUGUAUGAACAAUGGACUGUCAUCUCACAGACCUCUUGGGCAGUUGUUUUUGAAGCCUUCAAAGGAUUGGAUGAUGCAGGUGACAUUGCUAUUGAUGAUAUCAUAGUAAUAGAUGGAACCUGUUCACCACAAAGAACAUGUGACUUUGAGGUUGGCUUCUGUUCAUGGAGUCAAGACUCUAAGGAUGAUUUUGAUUGGUCGAUCGGUAACAAUGGAUCCAGCAUAGAAGGCACAGGACCACCGGUAGACCAUACUAUGGGAACAGAUUUAGGAAUGUUUGCCUAUGUGAAGACAACCAAGCCUCCUAGAGCUAAUGGUGAAGUAGCCCAGAUAUUCAGCCCUGUCUACCCCGCUGCAGUUAGUGAAUGCCUCACCUUCUGGUUCCAUCUCUACGGGGUAGCUAUUGGAAAGUUAGAGGUUCUCGUCUAUGAUACCGUGUCUAAACAAUCGUCCAGUGUUUGGACUGAAUUCAGUCACAGUGAGAUGGGAUGGCACUAUGGACGUGCCUCUCUCACAGCCAACCACCCAUAUCAGAUUGUCAUCAAGGCUACAUUAGGUGACGGUGACAAUGGUGAUAUUGCCGUUGAUGAUCUCACCGUUCUGGAUGAAGCUUGUUCAAGGCCUGGUUUCUGUGAUUUUGAGAAUGGUAGAUGUGGAUGGAGUAAUGAAAAGGAGAAAGACCAAAAAGAUUGGUUACGCAAUAACGGCGCUACCUCAUCACCUUUCACUGGUCCAUCAUUUGAUCACACAACAGGAACUGACCAAGGAAUGUACAUGUAUUUUGAGGCUGAUAGUGAUCAAGCCAAUGUGAAGGCUGAUCUUGUGAGUGAAUUUCUUCCAAAAACUCAGGGAUCCUGUAUGACCUUCUGGUAUCACAUGUUUGGCGAUGAUAAAGUACUGAGAUUAGAUAGUGUUCAUCAUACCACGCCAGAUAUUAGGAAGAGGUUUGCCUAA